Molecule: messenger RNA, 2443 nt
Organism: Eriocheir sinensis (Chinese mitten crab)
Lineage: Eukaryota; Metazoa; Arthropoda; Malacostraca; Decapoda; Varunidae
Exons: 4
Coding region: 510-2399 (629 amino acids)
Source: RefSeq, a predicted model, not a curated record
UAUAUAUAAGACCCACGCUCGAAUUUCACUUUUUAUUCUGGUGUUGACGGCCGCCGAAGCUACACUGACACAUUCCCGGCCAUUUAACGACCACGUGUACGACACCAACACACGCACUCACACUACAAACACGCACGCACUCAUUAUCCACAUACACACAAACAUACACAUACACUCACACACACAUAUCGAUACAUUUAUAUAACUUCUUCUGUCCCUAUAACAAUGUUUAUCUGAACUCUUAACACACACACACACACACACACACACACACACAAACACUGAAAAAUAACUCUAUAUGAAAACGAACGUGGAUUUUUACAGUAAUUGAUAUAAGAGAGAAAAACAAAGAAAUAACGUGCAAGAGGAUAAUUAAAUAUAAAAAAGAACGCAAGAACAAUUAUUGAGAGAGGACUUUAGUAAACACAAUGUCACGUGACUCGAAAGGAACAAGAUAAACAAAGAAGAAGAACAAGAAGAAUUGAAGAGGAAGAGGAAGAACAACAAAAAUGAAAUUACUCUUCCAACUAAAGGUGUGGGUGGUGGUCAUGGUCGUCGUGGUCCUCUUCGUCAGCCUGUCCGAGGAGACCAGACCACGGCCCCCGAUGAGAGGGCCCCCCUACCCCCCCAGACGGCCCCAUAGACCACCUCCAAGGCCACACAAGGCACCCCCGAGACCCCGCCGGCCCCGCCCCAACUAUGGCCCGCCCCGCAAACCCCAGAAACCUAGCUAUGGUCCCCCUCCUAAGGCCCCAAAACCUAGCUAUGGCCCUCCUCCUAAAGCCCCUAGUCCUAGUUAUGGCCCUCCUCCUAAAGCCCCCAGUCCUAGUUAUGGCCCUCCCCCUAAGGCUCCUAGCCCUAGUUAUGGCCCUCCACCAGAAGAGCCUAGUAGUAGCUAUGGUCCACCUCCUGAAUCUCCUAGUUCUAGCUAUGGUCCGCCCCCUGAAUCUCCUAGUUCUAGCUAUGGCCCGCCCCCUGAAUCUCCUAGUUCUAGUUAUGGCCCGCCCCCUGAAUCUCCUAGUUCUAGCUAUGGCCCGCCCCCUGAGGCCCCUAGCUCUGGGUAUGGCCCCCCGAAGUCAACUAACGUGAUUGUGGACUCCGGAUAUGGUGGUGGUGGUGGUGGUGGUGAUGGAGGAGGGUAUGGUGGCGGUGGUGGUAGUGGAGGUGGUGGUGGUGGAGGUUAUGGUGGCGGUGGUGGUAGUGGAGGUGGUGGUGGUGGGUAUAGUGGUGGUGGUGGUGGUGGAGGUGGUGGAGGUUAUGGUGGUGGCAGUAGCAGUGGUGGUGGUGGUAGUGGAGGGUAUGGUGGCGGUGGUGGUGGUGGCGGCGGCGGUGGAGGUUAUGGUGGAGGUAGUAGUAGUGGUGGUGGAGGUGGAGGUGGGUACAGUGGUGGUGGUGGUGGUGGUGGCAGCAGUAGUUACGAGUCCCCAUCCGCUCCCUCUUACUCACCACCAUCACCAUCAUCGUCAUCAUCGGGUGGGUUCGGGUACGGUCCACCAAAGGGAGAUGACGAAGCCUACGAGCCGGUCUUCUCUCCCUUCCCUUCCUUCGAUGACAUAGCGGACUUCGGGAGUUUUGGGUCCUAUCCCCCGCCCGCGCCCCUCUUCUCCCUACCUGCACCCUCGCCCUCCUAUUCUGCCCCCUCACCAUCCCCGUCACCAUCCUAUUCUGCCCCCUCACCAUCCCCGUCACCAUCCUAUUCUGCCCCCUCACCAUCCCCGUCACCAUCCUAUUCUGCUCCUUCACCAUCCUAUUCUUCACCAUCCCCGUCACCAUCCUAUUCUGCUCCUUCACCAUCCUAUUCUGCACCAUCACCUUCACCUUCCUAUUCUGCGCCUUCACCAUCCCCCUCACCAUCCUAUUCUGCGCCUUCACCAUCCCCCUCACCAUCCUAUUCUGCGCCUUCACCAUCCCCCUCACCAUCCUAUUCUGCGCCUUCACCAUCCUCCUCACCAUCCUAUUCUGCGCCUUCACCAUCCCCCUCACCAUCCUACUCAGGCCCCGAUCAGGGCUACCUGCCCCCUCCCUCCGACCCCCUUCCCUUCACCAAGUUACAGUGCCCCGUCGCCCGCCCCGUCACAAAGCUACGGUGCCCCUCCUGUCCCGUCACCAAGCUACAGCGCCCCAUCUCCUGCCCCGUCGCAAAGCUACGCGCCCCAUCUCCUGCCCCGUCGCAAAGCUACGGUGCUCCUCCCGCCCCGUCCCCAAGUUACAGCGCCCCAUCUCCUGCCCCGUCGCAAAGCUACGAUGCCCCGCCCGCCCCGUCACCAAGCUAUAGUGCCCCGUCGCCAGCCCCGUCACAGAGUUAUGGUGCCCCUCCCGCCCCGUCACCAAGUUAUAGUGCCCCGUCCCCCGCCCCGUCACAGAGUUAUGGUGCCCCUCCCGCCCCGUCACCAAGUUAAAGUGCCCCGUCGCCCGCCCCGUCGCAGAGUUAUGGUGCCCCUCC